Toxotes jaculatrix (banded archerfish) is the source of this 1272-nucleotide messenger RNA. RefSeq names its product myelin protein zero-like 1 like (gene mpzl1l). The transcript has 6 exons. The record is from RefSeq and is a predicted model, not a curated record. NCBI's taxonomy places the organism in Eukaryota, Metazoa, Chordata, Actinopteri, Toxotidae. Bases 65 to 862 code for a protein of 265 amino acids. Gene Ontology annotation, cellular component: focal adhesion; cell surface; membrane.
AACGACUUAGACGAUAGAGGGUGGAAAAAAAAGCAGAGGAACUACUCCUGUUUACAACAACAUAAUGGAGCCAAAAUGGCCAAAUACCAUCUGCAGGCGCGUUUUACUCACUGGAUUUACGCUCUGUGUUGUAUUAGUCACAAAACCUACAUGGGCAAUCGACAUAUUUGCCGACCCUGAAGUUAUGAUGCAGAACGGCACCACGGGAACCCUUCGAUGCACCUUUAAGAGCAGUGAAGUAGUCAGCAGCACCACCUCGGUGACCUGGAGCUUUCAGUCGAGUCAGCCCGACAAUCAGUUCUCCAAGGCUCCGUACGUGAUUUUCUAUUUUUCCAAUGGGAAAGGAUUCCCGGGGACAAAUGAGUUCAAAGACAGAGUGCAGUUUAUUGGAGAUGUCAACAAGAGGGACGUCUCGAUACAGCUGAAUCCGGCUCAGUUCAGUGACAACGGCACCUUCUUCUGUGACGUGAAGAACCCACCGGACGUAUCGGGAACACCGGCUCGAACAGAGCUCAGGGUCGUUCUGAAAGAAUCGCUUCCUCAGACCAACACUGCCCUUAUAAUCGGAGCAGUUUGUGGUACUUUAGUUCUGCUCAUCAUCAUCGCUGUAGGUGCCUGCAUUGUCAUGAGGGUGCUUCACAACCGCCAUGAGUAUGAAGGAUGUACAUCCUUGGAAAGCGUGAGCUCUCAGGUUCCGCAGCCACGAAAGAAGGUGGAGUCUGGCCUGGAGGGCUCCAAGUGUACCGUUCCUUUGGGUCCACUACAGGGCCCGGUGAUAUACGCCCAGUUGGAUCACUCAGGCAGCAAAAACUCGUUCCAUAAGAUGGAGCCAGUGGUCUACGCUGACAUUCGUAAAAAUUGAGGAGGAGCUGGGGGACCAAAAGAAAAAAAAAAAAAAAGGAAAACAGUAAAGUAUCAGACCUCUCUAUCAGCUGCUCUUGGGAAGGGUGGGAUUAUUUUGACAGGGGCAUAAUCGGUGCAGUUUUUUUUCUUCUCUUGUCCUCUGAAAGCAUGAUGCUGUUAUAAGAUAAAAUAAUGUCUCCAUAUGCUUUAUUGUAAAGACAAAAAAAAAAACAAAACACAAACGCUAAGACACAACCUAGUGAACACUACAUCACUCCAUCACAUAAGCCUUGAAAUUGUUCUCCAACACAGGGACAAAGUAAAAAACAAGGCGGCCUUCAUAGAUAUCAUUCCACAUAUAAAGAUAUUUUUUAUUUUAAUCAAUAUUGUUUUAUGCCUGAAAAAAAAAAAAAAAGGCUCUGCAGGCUG